Molecule: messenger RNA, 1565 nt
Organism: Mycetomoellerius zeteki
Lineage: Eukaryota; Metazoa; Arthropoda; Insecta; Hymenoptera; Formicidae
Gene: DhpD
Product: guanine deaminase
Exons: 9
Coding region: 190-1536 (448 amino acids)
Biological process (GO): guanine catabolic process
Cellular component (GO): cytosol
Molecular function (GO): guanine deaminase activity; zinc ion binding
Source: RefSeq, a predicted model, not a curated record
UUUUGAUCUUGUGUGGUUACUGCAAUUUUCAAUUAAUCAUGAUGUAAUUAACUGUAUCAUCUCACGCGAACAUUUUUAUCCGUCGAAGUUUACAUAUUUAUUUUUUAUCCGAUAUUGCAAAAAUGAAAUAUUUAUUCUCUUAACUCAGAUGACUCAGCCAGAUCAGCUGCUUUGCGCAACAUGACUUGAAUGACCAACCCAACUGUGAUAACAAAUAUAAGCAUUUAUAGAAAAUAUAGCACAAUGGUUCGACAACUGUUUUUGGGUCCAUUGAUUCAAACAAAUGAUAAAGAAGAAUUAAUUAUUAAGGAGAACGUUGCUGUACUUGUUGAUAAUGGCAAAAUUAUUUUGAUUUUGGACAAUCAAACGGAUCAGUUCGAACGGGAAGUUUAUGAGGAAGUAGUUUUAUCGCAUGGUCAGUUUAUGAUGCCUGGAUUUAUCGAUGCCCAUACUCAUGCAGUACAGUUUCCAAAUCUUGGACUGGGUUACAACAAGGAUCUUUUGGAUUGGUUGGAAAUUUAUACCUUCCCGCUGGAGAAAGAGUAUAGUGAUAUGGAAUUUGCAGAGCGAGUAUUUGAAGCAGUUGUGAAACGAACCAUCAAAAUGGGCACAACAACGGCAUGUUAUUUUGCAUCUUUAUAUGCCGAUGUGUGUACAAUUCUUGCGCAAAAAACUGCUGAAUUGGGUCAACGAGCUUUCAUCGGAAAAGUGAACAUGAACGCUCCGCGUGACGAUGGAUAUUGCGAAAGCACCUUGGCGUCAGUUAUAGACACCAUAGAUUUCAUAAAGUCUAUUGAGAUAAUAAAGAAUCCACUUGUAAAGCCGAUCAUCACACCAAGAUUCGCACUGAGCUGCGACAUGGAAUUAAUGCAAAAGCUGGCAGAGAUCGCUAAGACGAAAGACAUACAUAUACAGAGUCAUGUUUCUGAAAAUAAGGAUGAGAUAAUAGCAGUGAAACAAGCUUUUCCACAUCUACCUUCGUACACGGCUGUUUAUGAUGCUGCUGGUCUUCUUACCAAUAAGACAAUAUUAGCGCACGGAGUCUAUCUUGAAGAUAGCGAACUUGCCAUUCUUAAAGAACGAGGAACAGCUGUAAUUCAUUGCCCCUCUUCAAAUAUAAAUCUGAAAAGCGGGCUUUGCGAUGUGCGAAGGUUAAAGGCUAACGGUAUCAAAGUCGGACUUGGAACAGAUGUUUCGGGUGCAUCUAGUUACAGUAUGUUGAAUGAGAUGAGAUCGGUUUUACAAGUAUCAAAUUGUUUAUCUUUGACGAGAGACAAUUAUACACCACUUAGUUACAAAGAUGUCUUUCAUAUGGCAACAUUGGGAGGUGCUAAAGCACUCGCAAUUGAUGACAAAGUCGGUAAUUUGAUGCCAGGCAAAGAAUUCGAUGCUCUCAUCGUUGACGUGAACGCAAAAGACAGUUUGUUGGAUAAUUUUAAAGAAUAUACACUCGAAGAGAAUUUCCAAAGAUUUAUAUAUGCCGGUGAUGAACGUAAUAUAGUAUCAGUAUAUGUAAAAGGUAAAAAAGUGAAAUAAGAACUUUCUUAUUUUUACAAUAUUUUUAU